GAAUACAAACGGCAAGCGCGGGGCGGGGCCUAUUCGCUGUAGGGAAUCCAACCCCGCGUGUCACCCCCCCCCCCCCUCACGCCGCCUUUGGUGGAGUCGCGAUGCGAGGAGGGACGCGGCGGAGCGGGCGACUGGAGGACCCCGCGGCUCCCCCCCCGCAUGAGUAGCGGCAGCAGCCACGUGUCUCUCAACCCGUACAUCCGCCGCCGCCAGCCGGUGAGCUCCGCACCCCGACAGCCAUGGCCAUGGCCUCCAGGAUCAUUCGCAAGCUCCGCGGCGGCAGCAAGAAGAGCCGUGGCCGGGGAGGGUCCCCCGGCCCGGAGUCGCGGCCGGGGGACGUCGCCCCGGGGCUGGAGGACGAGGACGAGGAGGAGGAGGAGGCGUGCCGCGUGGCCGCGCGCCUCGGGGGCACCCUGAGCUUCGACUCGUCCGAGACGCCGCGAGGUCCCUCGAGGGGCGACUCGGACGAGUCCGGGAGAGCGACGCCGGAGCACGCCGAGUGCGGGCGGCUCCCGGCGGAGGUGGAGCUCGCGGCGGGGGGAGGAGGAGGACGAGGAGGAGAUGGACGAGGUGGAGGUGGAGAUGGAGGAGGAGGAGAUGGAGGAGGAGGAGGCGAGCAGGCGGCGGGAGACGGAGCAGAUGACUCGACACGGCUCACCAGUGCCCUGCAGGCCUCGUUCCGGUGCAAGCGCGACCAGCAGCGGCGGCAGCAGCAGCGCGGCGACUCGCUCACCUUCGAGGUGGUGGCAGCGAACGUGGUGCAGGAGUCCGGCUCCAAAUACGUGCUGUACACUGUGCUCGUAGUAGCGAAUGGCUGUCUCGAUGACAAGAAGGCGUCCAUCAACCGUCGGUACUCAGAUUUCUCCCACCUGCACAAGGCCCUCCUCCGCUCUGCCCCUGCAAAUGGCGACAAAUCGGACGACAACGAUGACAACAACACGCGCUACCGCCGCCAGUGCGCCAGACAACUCUCUUCGGUCUCGUUUCCCUCCAAGAAAAUCGCCGGGAACUUCACGGCCGUGACGAUAGCUCGGCGAAGUCGGGCAUUCGAGCAAUACCUGUCACACAUCACGCAGAUACCCUCCGUACGUGGCACCCCCAGCCUCUGGGCUUUCUUCUGCCUGCCGGAUUUAAAAGCUGGACACAGUGCAAUCCGCGGAGGGGAUUACGAUGGAGCCCUGCAGAGCCUCACCAAUGCCUUGCAUCUGCAGGAAAAGAUCAUUCCUCCUUCAUCACACAAGUGGGAGCUUCCUCCCACGCUGUCUGCACUGGCGGCGUGCUGUCAAGCACUGGGCAGACGAAACGAAGCGCAGGGACACUGCCAGCGAGCCCUCCAGGUCAUGGGCUCCGCUGACGAUGAGGACGAUGACGACGAAGACGCCAACACGGCCGCCGAAGAUCGGGGUGGCCCCGGCGUCGAGGGCUCGGGUGGAGUCGCAUCGAGGAAGGCGAACGGCGGGCAGUGGGGCGACCUUCUUGUCGCUCUGCUAAGUGCAAACGUGCACCUGUCCUGGCAGUUGGGCUUGGACAAGAGGGAGAGCGAAGCGAGGCUGCAGCGACUGCAGGGGCGCCGAGGUGCUGGGGUGCCGCAGCCCACUGUCUCUUAAAGAGUGGGUCAUCCAACAACAUCUCCAGUGAAAAGCCAACGUCGUCGUCGUUAUAAUGGCUGUGCAGAGAACCGUGGACACCCUGAGCAGCUGCGUCCAUUCUCUGCAGGUCACAAAGAUGUCGUAGAUUUGUGCAAAAGGUGACCGAAACAUUUAUAGAGGGGUUGUUAAAGUAAUGUUUGUUUUGCCGGUGGUAACCGCAUGAAACUUAACCCAGUAUUAACAUCGGUUAUCGGUGUGCUGCACAUAGACAGUGUCUCUAGCAAAACAAAAACAUAUAACAUGUUUACCUCUUUAACUGAGAAAGGGAGCUGCCAUGGUAUAAUGGUGAGUGGCGCACCGGACUUGCAAUCCAUAGGUCACCGUUUUGAUUCCAUAUCGUGGCACAGCAGUUGAAAUAAUUGGGAAAGUUGAUUAAUUCCCUCACUCCAAUGCCUGUCCCCCACUUGCUGUACUGUUUGUAUGUUUGUGCAUUUGAAUCGGUGCGCAUUCAUGACUAAAAUUCCACUGAAAUUGUAUGGCCGUCCCCGACUUUCAGAACCGGUAAUUUUGACAACGGUUUGCGGGUUAUCGUUUGUGACAACCCUAGUUUAUGAAGGGACACCACGCUCUGGCCUGGAAUGAGAUAUGUUACCAUAGUUGCCUACUUGAGUGGCUUGGCCAUUUAUAGUACAGCCAAAGGAUGAAACGAACACGUGUUAUCCCUCGGCUGCCGCUCCAUUCUACACCAUCGGCCAUCAUCCCUUCUAGCCGUGAUGCGUCCUGUCCACGUCCAUUUUUUUUUCUUUUUUUUCUUUUUCUUUUUUUCUUUUUUCUUUUUUUCUUUUUUUUCUUUUUUUUCUUUUUUUUCUUUUUUUUCCUCAAAUGUUUGGACGUCAUUGACAUGUGUAUGUUCUCCAACCUAUGUGUCUCUGAAUGUAAUUCUAAGCAGUGGAAAACAUCUCUCUCUCUGUUGAUUUCCUCUCUCAGGAACUCAAAAUAAGCGCUACUAUUGUGUUUGCAGCACUGCUACAUGUAGGAGUGUAAUACAAAAGUUGACAUCCUCAGUCCGUGUAAGUGAAAUGUACCAAUACGAGCCAAAGCAAAAUCUGUCAGUGGUUUAAUGAUGCUGAUGAAUUGGUGAUGAAGUAUAAAUAACAUGCAAAGGGAGAUCUAUAGUAUUAGUUUGCACUUUUGUAAAUGGAUCAAAUCUUAAACCACACGUUAACAGACUUGCUUUGAAUUUCGUAAAAAUGCUGAUUUGGAGAUUUUGUGCUGAUGUCAUUGUAUACAUGAAAACGUCUAGUACAUCACUAGAUAGUGCAAUUCAUACCUAUAAUGCAUAUCUUAUCCUGUCGUAUCCGUUAUAUCAAUGAUUAAUUUUAGUUGUACAUGCUGAACUUCUUUUGCACCAUACAUAGCCAAUCGUGACAUACAAAUUCCACCUCAAAACGCUGUAGGAAUUUGUAACGUGAUUUAUUUUUGCGCGUGGUGAACCACGAAGGGGGGCGGCAGCCAGGAACCGGCAGUCGCAAUAUCCGAAGCGCUUGUCCUAUCUUGGGACGUUGGACCAACUUCAUUCAUGAGUGUUUAUCAUUUGACAUUAUUGUCUUACCCAGGACGCUAUUGAAAAUGACUCUUCUUGGUCUGUUGAGUUCUAAAAUUGAUACGAAAAAAAGGCUUGCUUGGCGAACAUACCAAUGGAGGAAUUUACAUGACGGUUCACAAACAAGUUUUAGGCCAAAUCAAGCAGCCGGAUAAUUCCAAGGAAAAACUGACACGACUAACUGACAACUGGUACACUUGUAGUUUGUCAUCCACGUGCUGCACCUCCUGUGGCCGUGAAAAGGGAAGACGGUAUUAUAUUAAUUUUGAUCUGCUUAAAGCUGGAAACUUGCGCACCUCGUGUCAGUAUUUGGAGCUGGUUUACUGAGAAGAGAUCAUCGCACUUGAAACCAGGAACAGCAUUAUGCGAGAGCUCUUGCACAUUUUUACGAGUAAACUGUUUGAUUGCCUUAACACUCAACGGUGCCUUUUACUAACAUGAAGAGGUUGAUUUUUGUGUGUUUAUCAAACAAGAAUUAGCAAUAAAAUGCAAUACAACACGGAAAUAAUGCUGCCAUCAUCUCUGCACUGUUUGUGCAAGUCGUGACAUUAAGCGUCAAGAGUGAAGUGCCUGUUGGAACGAGCAGUUGAAGGUUUUUUUAUGCUGAUAUUUUGAUCUAAAUCAAUCAUGCUAAAUAUUCUCAUGAUAAAAAUAAAAUAUAUAUUAAAACAU
Messenger RNA from Lethenteron reissneri (Far Eastern brook lamprey), 3864 nucleotides. Its product is annotated as sorting nexin-21-like. Gene Ontology annotation, cellular component: early endosome membrane. Gene Ontology annotation, molecular function: protein binding; phosphatidylinositol phosphate binding. Lineage: Eukaryota; Metazoa; Chordata; Hyperoartia; Petromyzontiformes; Petromyzontidae. The record is from RefSeq and is a predicted model, not a curated record. Gene Ontology annotation, biological process: protein transport.